Molecule: messenger RNA, 1098 nt
Organism: Pocillopora damicornis (cauliflower coral)
Lineage: Eukaryota; Metazoa; Cnidaria; Anthozoa; Scleractinia; Pocilloporidae
Product: protein/nucleic acid deglycase DJ-1
Biological process (GO): glycolate biosynthetic process; glyoxal metabolic process; response to oxidative stress
Cellular component (GO): nucleus; cytoplasm; mitochondrion
Source: RefSeq, a predicted model, not a curated record
GGCGUACGAGGUAAUGUUUGACUUCUCGAAUAAUUUUCAGGCCACAGACACGGACGUGCAAAUUUAAUUCUGGGGAGAUAACUUUUCGCAGACUAAGCUCGAGACGAGACCUUUUUUAUGAGACCUAUUUUAGAAAGUUUAUGCUUCCAAGUCGUUUGUUUUCCCUGAGAAUUAGAGGACUGGGUUCUAGAUACCUGUGCUCAUCCAACAUGGCGAAUUUGAAGGGUAGCGCUCUGGUUAUUUUGGCCGAAGGUGCAGAAGAAAUGGAAGCUGUCAUUACUGCGGAUGUUCUUCGACGCGGAAAAGUUAAAACAGUAAUUGGAGGUCUGACUGGUGCAGAUUCAGUUGUUUGCAGUCGCUCUGUGGUUGUUAAACCAGACAUGAGUCUGGAGGAUGCAGUUAAACAGGGUCCAUUUGAUGCUGUAAUUCUGCCUGGAGGACUAGGAGGAUCUAACAAUCUGGCGAAGUCUUCUAAAGUGAAAGAAAUCCUUCAAGAGCAGGAACAAAGUGGAAGAAUUAUUGGAGCCAUAUGUGCCGCUCCGACAGCUCUUCAUGCCCAUGGAAUUGGAAAAGGGAAGACUGUAACAUCACAUCCAUCUGUGAAAGAUAAAUUGGACGGUUAUAGCUACUCUGAAGACCGGGUGGUCAGAGAUGGAAACUUGGUAACUAGUAGAGGACCAGGAACAGCCUUUGAGUUCGGCAUUGAACUUGUCCGUGCAGUGCGAGGUGAUGAUGGUGUAGCUGAAAAACUGGCAGGUCCCAUGCUGAUUAAGUAGUGUAACUACUGAGUCCCCUGGAAGAAAUAAUUGUGUUUUGCGUAAGGCUUGAUUUCAAUGUUGUGGAUUAAUUAAUUUCGAAAUUUAUAAGUUACCAAGUAUUCCCUCUUUACUGUAACUCUUGGAAACAUCACAACAAUGACAGGGGUUGCCGGCGGCUUAUUGCUGCUUAUGAGACCUAUUACCGCCGUAAUGUUAACCUACGAGCAAUUUUGUGACUUUCAUACCGGGGUAACUAAAACAUCUAACUGCUGAUUAAUGAUUAUUAAAUAGGUAGAUCACGAACCGUGGGAGAAACAAUAAAGAGAUGUGACUGAAGUUU